AUGGCUACUUCUUCUUCAAGUGUUGUACCAAGAAGAAGAAAAGGAGGAUGGACAUAUGAUGCGUUUCUAAGUUUCAGAGGUGAAGACACUCGCAAUAACUUUGUUGAUCAUCUUUUUGCUGCUCUUGUUCAGAAAGGAAUACACGCCUUCAAAGACGACAAGAUGCUCGGUGGAGGCCAACCCAUCUCUCAAGAGCUAGUCAAAGCCAUUGAAGAAUCAAGGUUUGCUGUUGUUGUUUUCUCUAAAAACUAUGCAAACUCCUCUUGGUGUUUGGAUGAGCUUUCCAAGAUCAUGGAAUGCCAGGAUCAGAUGGGGGGUCAGAAGAAGGUGCUACCCGUGUUCUACCAUGUCGAUCCGUCUGAUGUUCGCAAACAGAAAGGAGAUUACGCACCGGCAUUCGAGACCCAUGAAGACAUGUUUAAGGGUGGAGAGAUGGAUAAAGUGAACAAGUGGAGGGAAGCCUUAACUGCCGCUGCCAAUUUAUCUGGCCAGCAUAUCCUCCGUGACCAUGGGGGUGAAGCUGCAUUCAUAAGCAAGAUUGUUGAAGAGAUUUUAGCUGAUAAGCAACCUGGUGGUGGCCGUAGGGAAAACCAUCUAAUUGGUAUACAACCUCGUAUUUAUGCCUUAAUUUCAUUAUUGAAGAUGGAGGCAAAUGAAGAGGUCCGCUUUGUGGGGAUAUGGGGAAUGGGAGGGAUUGGUAAGACGACUAUUGUCUGA
Erigeron canadensis is the source of this 717-nucleotide messenger RNA. Its product is annotated as disease resistance protein Roq1-like. The transcript has 2 exons. Lineage: Eukaryota; Viridiplantae; Streptophyta; Magnoliopsida; Asterales; Asteraceae. The coding region runs from base 1 to 717 and encodes 238 amino acids. The record is from RefSeq and is a predicted model, not a curated record. Gene Ontology annotation, biological process: defense response; signal transduction.